AAACAGACGAGCGCUUCCCUUCGGGCUUUCAGAUGGAGACUGCUCAGAAUUCAGGGAACGUUUCGUCAAAUAGCCGUUUUAUGCCAUUGCUUCUGGCAAGCUGUCCGCGCAAGCUGCGGCAGUAUUUGGUAGAGUGCUGCCAACUAGCGUUCGAAACUACCGUCCGUGGCCUCCGAGGCUUCGUCGUAGUAGGCGAAUGCGUUGAAGGUGCGUCGCAUCAGGUGAAGGGGACGACGGUUAGCCAUCCUCUCUACAACGUCUUCUGCUUCGUCAGGAUUCUAAAUCAGGCCAGUCGUGCUGUUGUCCUUGGAGGCACGAUAGUCAAUCACUUGCAGCUGGACUUGCCGUGGACACUUUGCCAAGUGGCGAGUAAAAGCCGUGUGACCAACUGGAAUCAAACCCUCAUAAUCAGCUGCAAGGGUUAUUCUUUAGAAGAGGCGUCGGCAGCCACGCAUGCACGUGUAACUUCGAACAUGGCAGCGAGGUUCGCAACCUAUUUUGUGUUGUUGCUUCUUGUCGUCAAGUGCACGCUGGCUGCUCCACCAAUGGACAGUUCUGUACAUAGCCACUCCUCAAAGCGCAUGCCACCACAAAGCGCCAUUCCUGUGCGACAUCUGUCACCUUCACCUGACAAGCAAUGCAGCCCCGGCGAACACGACGACUACGACGAGGAGAAAGAAGUGACCACCUGUAAGGGAUUCAGCCAAGAAAGCGACUGCCAGAUGGUCGUCGAAGCGGAUGGCUGCCGGCGUUGUCAUUGUCCACGUGCCUGCCCAUCCAUUUACUGUGGCCUACGUUGCCGGCGCGUGUUGAGAUCCGGGGCCUGCCCCUACUGCGACUGCCGGCGAGGCAAACAGGUCUACGUACUCGGAAAGAAGCCCUAGUGCUACUAUUCUCACAUGGCGCUAGCUGUCGGUUUUCACAUGUCACGCUUAUUCUGCGUGCGUUGCACUUAGGAAAUUAGCAGACUUCGCCCGCUGAUCCUGUCACUGUUGCAAUUGCUUGGAUAUUUUUCUUUACGCAAAACAAAUAGCAUUUCUUCAUUGUCUUUAUCAAUGGCUGAGUGUCGUCUACUAUGGCAGCUUCAAGGUGAAAAAGCUUUUUGUACUUUAUAUAUGUGCAUUGUUAUGCGUGCGAAAACAUAACACGCAGGUUAUAAGCAGACAAACAUCAUUAUUAUUCGAAACUGAGAAAGAUUUCGUCGACGAAAAUAGCGCUGGAUGAACAGGGACACGACAAGAAGACACACAACAUAGACAAUAAUGCCUGUGUGGAAAGAAGUUAAAGUUUCAAUUGUGCUAAAAAAGAUUUCGUCAAAACGAGGCGAAUAAAGACAUCAAAACGGUCUUCAUGCACGCUCGAAAAACUGCAUGGAGAAGUAAUGACGUUCACCUUGACUUGCGGGUUUGCAUUGGCACUUGUCACACUGAUAUGAGUCAACGAAAUCUUCGUGAAGAUUAGGUUGUUCUUACUCUGAGUGCUUACCAGGUACAUUCUUCAAUGUGCCCCUGACACGUGACAUCAAGGGGAUAGUACCUUUGUUUUCUUAGCGUAGCGAUAUCGCUACGCUGUAUUGUUACUCGCUACUGGUUAUUCGCAUGGUUAUAUCGCCACUUAGCGUAGCGAUAUAACCAUGCGUGUACAUGUUAAGCAAUAAUAUGUAAAUAAAGAGCAAAACAAAUCGUGUCAAAAGCAAAUAACAGGCGUUCCUUCUCCACAGCUCACGAAAGUGACAUUUGCCAGGUGCGGUUCCGGCAGCUGACUAUUUCAAUAGUGCCAUGUCGGUUGAAGCAGUGUUCUGCAGUGAAGUUUCGUUUCAGCAGCUUUUUAUUUUCUUAAUUUACCAUGCUUAUGUAGAAAGUUCUCAAAUGCGUAGACAAAUAAAACGAGAUUACAAACCAUGACUGUAAGCUUGUUUUUGCGAAGUUUCAGCAGAAAGUGGUAACGUUAUAGGGCGACCAAAGGGAGGAUAUAUUACAAAUGGAGUGCUAUAAACGGUAGUUUUCUAAAAACCGACUCUCUCUCUCUCUUUUUUUUUGUACAGGUGCACUUACCCUGUUUAAGAGAACAAAUUAAAAAAGAAUAUGCGCGCAGCAAGCACCGGCACAAUCAUUUACUGCGUUUUAUGUGAAGCUGCCCCUCAAAUGAAAACAUUCUAUAUAUCCUUAGCUA
This is a messenger RNA of Rhipicephalus sanguineus (brown dog tick), 2172 nucleotides long. RefSeq lists its product as uncharacterized. Bases 33 to 884 code for a protein of 283 amino acids. The transcript has 4 exons. The record is from RefSeq and is a predicted model, not a curated record. Lineage: Eukaryota; Metazoa; Arthropoda; Arachnida; Ixodida; Ixodidae.